This is a messenger RNA of Gopherus evgoodei (Goodes thornscrub tortoise), 1185 nucleotides long. It is a transcript of the gene ORMDL2, whose product is annotated as ORMDL sphingolipid biosynthesis regulator 2. Bases 316 to 777 code for a protein of 153 amino acids. The record is from RefSeq and is a predicted model, not a curated record. Gene Ontology annotation, cellular component: endoplasmic reticulum membrane. The transcript has 4 exons. Gene Ontology annotation, biological process: intracellular sphingolipid homeostasis; negative regulation of ceramide biosynthetic process; ceramide metabolic process. NCBI's taxonomy places the organism in Eukaryota, Metazoa, Chordata, Testudines, Testudinidae.
GCCCGUGGGGGGGGCGGGGCGGCCCGUGGUGCCUCUAGAGGGCAGCAAGGGUGAGAGCAGAGUCUAGUGGUUCUGGCACAAGGCCAGUCCUCGGCCCCAUUUCUAACCGGGUGGCACCCAAACCCCUAUAGCGGUACUGGUGGCUACAGCUCUGGCUCAGGAGACCGGCAUUCUGUUCCCAGCUCUGCCUGAGGCCUGCUCAGUGACCUUGAGCGAGUCAUUUCCUGGCUCUGUGCCUCAGUUUCCUCAUGGGUAGUAUGGAGAGCAUGAUAUUGCCUGCGGUUGUAAAAAGCUUUGAGAUCCACCGGUGGAAAGAUGAAUGUUGGGGUGGCCCACAGUGAGGUGAAUCCCAACACACGGGUGCUCAACAGCCGUGGCAUCUGGCUGGCCUACAUGAUCUCGGUGGGAGUUCUCCAUAUCAUUCUCCUCAGCAUCCCGUUCUUCAGCAUUCCCGUGGUGUGGACCCUCACUAAUGUUAUACACAACCUGGUUAUGUACUGGUUUCUUCACACUGUGAAAGGAACCCCCUUUGAGACGCCAGACCAGGGCAAGGCUCGCCUGCUCACGCACUGGGAACAGAUAGACUAUGGGACGCAGUGCACCUCCUCCCGCAAGUUCCUCAGCAUCUCACCAGUAGUUCUUUACCUCCUCACCAGCUUUUAUACCAAAUACGACCCUGCACAUUUUAUAAUCAACACAACGUCCCUCCUCAGCGUCCUCCUGCCCAAGCUGCCCCAGUUCCAUGGCGUGCGUGUCUUUGGCAUCAACAAAUACUAAGACUCAGCGCUGCCCAGCCGGGUGCAAGGGAAGAAAGGGCCCAUCCCAGCAACCUCCUGCUCUGGCAAAGGAGUAACAAACCCAGCGUGAGGGUGCGGUCCUGAUUGUGAACUAGGGCGGCCAUGCAAGCGAGGGACCAGCCCCUGCCUGAGCCACUCGGAGGGAUGAUUUUGCAAGGGGAUUAAGUUACUCUCCGUAAUAAUCAUCGGUAUUUGGGCUUUAUCUUUUGUUUGGGUGGAGAGAGCUGUGAGGAGGGAGGGGGUCUAAGUGUCGCAUGAGCUACCCUGUCAGGUGUCUACUGCUCAUGUAACUGCGACGUGCCCAGCAGGGGGGAAAUAGCCAGUCUGUGCAUCCUCCCCUCCUUGUGUUUCAUAAACUGCUACUGUAAUAAAGACGUUUUAGAGACGA